Molecule: messenger RNA, 999 nt
Organism: Thecamonas trahens ATCC 50062
Lineage: Eukaryota; Apusomonadida; Apusomonadidae
Exons: 2
Coding region: 37-984 (315 amino acids)
Cellular component (GO): Z disc; nucleus
Molecular function (GO): transcription coregulator activity
Source: RefSeq, a predicted model, not a curated record
ACCUCCACAUGCGCAGCAUGCCACGGACCAUUCCCCAUGGGCUCUUCCUUUGUCUCUGCCCUCGGCAAGUCCUUCCACAACAGGUGCUUUGUCUGCUCGCAGUGCAGGCGGGUGCUUGGAUCGUCGACGUUCGUGGAGAAGGACGGGGCGGUGUUCUGCACAGAGUGCAAGAACCCAUCGGCUACCCAUCAGGGCCUCUGUGCUGGCUGUGACCUCCCGCUUGGCUCUGGACGCAUCCUCACUGCCUGUGGGAGCAAGUAUCAUCCGCAUUGCCUCGUCUGCGCCCGUUGCAGGGGCCCACUGCCUUCUCUUACCUCUUUCAUCAUCUUCGACAACAAGCCCCUCUGUGGCGAAGCUUGCGCCAUCGCCUUGGCCACCGGCGAUGUCUCCCGCCCGGUUUCGGUCCUCUCUGCUACUCCCAUUGCUGGUGGCGGUGGUGAAGGCCAAUCAUCGUCUAACGCACUCGACUCGCUUCUCAACGAUCUCUCGCAGCCGGCUGGCGGCGGAGACACCGGCGGUGCCCCCGCCCAGCAGCCCGCUUCCCAGCAGGGCUCCGAGCUCGACGGCCUGCUGGAGCAGCUCGACGGGACCGAGAACCGCGAUCGCUCCGAGUCGUCUGCUCUUGACAUGCUGAUGGCUCGGCUCGACGGCGGCACCGGCGAUGCACAGUCUGCACCCGCUAGUCAGCCUGCUGCCGCCGCCCAACCAGCCAGCACCACCUCGGGCAGCGCGCUGGACGAUCUGCUGGGUGAACUCGAAACCGAGCCCGCGGCGGGAGCAGCAGCCCAGCCCCAGCCGGUGGCGGCGCAGCCUCAGCCUGCGCGCAACCACACCGAGUCCGAGGCCUUUGACAUGGACGACCUUCUCGCUGAGCUCGAGCCCGAGGCGGCAGGAGGCGGUCAGUCGCAGGCGGCCGACAUCGGCGGCGGCGUCACCCAGAGCGAGUUGGACGAUCUCGAUGCGCUGCUGACCCAGCUGACGUGAUAAACAGUGUUCCCU